Messenger RNA from Ostreobium quekettii, 1188 nucleotides. The record is from the annotation of a GenBank genome assembly. Lineage: Eukaryota; Viridiplantae; Chlorophyta; Ulvophyceae; Bryopsidales; Ostreobiaceae.
AUGUCCGUGGCGAAGGUGGCGAGCAGCGUGGGGAUGGCCGGCCUGGCGCUGGCCGGGGGUGAUCAGGCGCUGCUGCGCAAGGCGGCCACCACGGCGGUCGACCCCGUGGAGGGGGGGAUCGCCAGCAGGCUGACGGCGGCCCUGAUGGCGCUGCAGAAGCCCGCCGCCGUGCCGAAGAACUUCUUCAGGUCGCUGAUGGAGGACGGCCCUGGCGCGAAGGGGAAGAUGCUGGCCGUGGGGGGCCACAGAGGGAUGGGCGAGAAUCUAAUGAACGAUAAUGAGCCGCUGGUGCUCCCGCCCCUGUGGCGGGAGAACACCCUCAAGUCGUUCGCCAAGGCGGGCGAGCACGGCGCCAUAUUCUGCGAAUUCGAUGUCCAAGUCACCAAAGACGGCGUGCCGGUUGUCUGGCAUGACGACACCAUCACAUUCGGCUCCCAAUCGCACCCCAUCACGUGUGCCAUCAGGGAUCUGGAAUUCAAGGAGUUCCAGGCCCUGGGGCCCAGGCCCACGGACAACAACGGCACCCUCAGGGAGCUCAUACCGCUGCAGAGGCUGUUCCGGAGCAGGGCGACGGGACAGAAGGCCGCCGGCGUCAACCUGUGGCGGUGCUUCGAUGAGGACGAGCUGCCCUCCCUGGCCGACGUCUUGUGCCAGACGUCGGGGGACAUGGGUCUCAACAUUGAGGUGAAGAUGACGACAAAACCCGACGUCGAGCGGACGCCGCAAGAAGAGGUUGACUUCGUCGUCAGCGCGACGCUGGACACAAUCAGCCGCUGCGUGGCCUCGAAUCCACCGCGCUCGGGGCCCGUGGUGAUGUCCUCGUUCGAUCCUGACGUUUGUGCGGCACUGAGGGAGCGACAGACGGUGUACCCUGUCUUCUUCCUCUCCUGUGGCGGGCAGGAGGCCCACGUGGACCCCCGCCGCACGAGUGUGGAGGCCGCCGUGGAGUUCGCCCUUGCUCGCGACUUGGUUGGAAUUUCAGUCGAGACGGCGGUGCUGAAGCGCGAGCAGCACCUGGUGGAGAUGGCCACCUCACGCAGCCUAAAGGUGAUGACGUACGGCCUGGGGAACAACGACACGGAGUGGAUUAUCAGGCAAUCCGAGCUGGGCGUGCACGCUGCCAUAGUGGACGACGUGGCGGGCGUCCUGUCUCAAAUCGCGGCAUCCAAUGCCGCGGCAUCAUUAUGA